This is a messenger RNA of Periophthalmus magnuspinnatus, 2370 nucleotides long. It is a transcript of the gene ddx21, whose product is annotated as DEAD (Asp-Glu-Ala-Asp) box helicase 21. Bases 51 to 2306 code for a protein of 751 amino acids. Gene Ontology annotation, molecular function: RNA helicase activity; ATP binding; RNA binding. Lineage: Eukaryota; Metazoa; Chordata; Actinopteri; Gobiiformes; Gobiidae. The record is from RefSeq and is a predicted model, not a curated record. The transcript has 16 exons.
CUCCAACGCUCGCGAGAGUUGCGCGCUCCUUUCGGUCCGCGAGCCCGUGGAUGAAUUCCAUCUGUAAAUUUGGUGGACUACAGCAAGUGGGGAAAAAGAGUGAAAUGCCGUCUAAAAUCUCUAUUGAAGACGCAUGUGAAGCGAUGGAAGGAGAGGUGGACUCCGCGGCACCGUGUAACUCCUCUGUGAAUAAGAUCAAAGAGGGCAAAAAAAAGAAAAAGAAGGAGCAAAUUAUGGACCAUGAAGACUGUGAACCUCCAGCACCCAAAAAGAAAAAGAAAAAGGAUAAACAAAAAGAGGACCACAUGAAUGAAACCACAGACUUAAAUGACAACCUUCAAAGCUCAACAAAGCAAAGUAAAAAAGAGAAAAAAAAGAAAAAAGAAAAAUCAAUCACAGAAGAAGAAAAUGGACAUUACCCUGUUAAUACUCCUGUCGUGACGCCUGUUCAAACACCAUCUCAUUCAAGUGUGGAGUCUGCCAGUGACAGUGAAAAGGAGGCUGUGGAAACACCAGAGCAGAGGGAAGGUGCCUUUUCAAACUUCAGAAUAUCUCAAGUCACCAUAGAUAGGCUGAAAGCUCGGGGUGUAUCAUACCUGUUUGACAUUCAGGUGAAGACCUUUGAUUCAGUUUAUGAUGGCGGGGAUGUAAUUGCUCAAGCCCGGACAGGAACAGGAAAAACCUUCUCCUUUGCUAUUCCUUUGGUGGAGAAGCUACAGAAAGAUGGUGCUGAUAAAACACGAGGCCGUGCCCCAAAGGUUUUGGUUUUGGCGCCAACCAGAGAACUGGCAAUUCAGGUUGCAAAAGACUUCAAAGAUGUUGCAAAGAGAGUGGCCAUUGCCUGUUUCUAUGGAGGGAGCUCAUACAACCCUCAGAUUGAUGCUAUUCGUAAUGGUAUUGACAUUUUGGUUGGGACACCUGGACGCAUCAAGGACCACCUUCAGAACCAUAAGCUGGACCUUUCAAAACUCAAACAUGUUGUACUUGAUGAAGUUGACCAAAUGUUGGACAUGGGAUUUGCGGAACAAGUUGAAGAGAUAUUGGCCACCUCUUAUAAAAAAGAUUCUGACUCCAAUCCGCAGACACUGUUGUUCUCCGCCACUUGUCCUGACUGGGUUUAUGAAGUGGCAAAGAAAUACAUGAGGCCCGACUGUAAACAUGUUGACCUGAUUGGCAAAAAAAUGCAGAAAGCUGCAACAACUGUUGAACAUCUGGCCAUCGCAUGUCACUGGUCACAACGGGCCGCUGUGAUAGGAGAUGUUAUCCAGGUUUACAGUGGCAGCCAUGGAAGAACCAUUAUCUUCUGUGAGACUAAGAAGGAGGCCAAUGAACUUGCAAUGAAUUCAUCAAUCAAACAGAGUUCUCAAUCUCUUCAUGGAGACAUUCCUCAAAAACAAAGAGAGCUGACGCUGAAAGGAUUCAGGAAUGGUGCUUUUGAGGUUCUUGUUGCGACAAAUGUUGCUGCUCGAGGUUUAGAUAUCCCAGAAGUAGAUCUUGUUGUUCAGUGUUCACCUCCAAAGGAUGUAGAGUCAUAUAUCCAUCGUUCAGGCCGUACAGGCCGGGCUGGCCGAACUGGAGUGUGCAUUUGUUUUUAUCAGAGAAGAGAAGAGGACCAACUGCGCUAUGUAGAAAACAAAGCUUGCAUCACAUUUAGACGAGUAGGUGUUCCAACUGCCAACGACAUCAUCAAAUCUUCCAGCAAGGACGCAGUCAGGUUCUUGGACUCUGUGCCUGUUGCAGCUAUUGGUUAUUUCAGGGAAUCAGCUCAAAGGCUAAUUGAAGAAAAAGGAGCCGUUGAGGCACUAGCAGCCGCCUUAGCCCAUAUUUCUGGAGCUACGAGUUUGGAGCAGCGUUCACUUCUCAACUCUGAUGCUGGAUACACAACUCUCCAGUUAGUGUGUUCACAAGAAAUGCACAAUCUUGGUUAUGCCUGGAGAAUGCUCAAAGAACAACUUGGAGAGGAGAUUGAGAACCAUAUUCACAGAAUGACAUUUCUGAAAGGAAAAAUGGGAGUUUGUUUUGACAUCCCAGCAGACAAAGUCAAGGAGAUUCAGGAGUCUUGGACGGAUGGUCGGCGCUGGCAAUUGACUGUAGCGACAGAGCUGCCUGAACUUGAGGAAAAACCAGGGAAUCGUGGCGACAGGGGGUUUGGUAAUGGUAAUCGUGGUGACAGAUUCGGAGGUUUCAGAGGAGGAGGAGGAAGAGGCCGGAACUUCAAGAACGGGGGCUUUCGAAACAGCGGUGGUGGCUAUGGCAACAACAGAGGAGGACAGAAACGUAGCUUCAGCCAAGCUUUUGAUUACUGAUCUGUGGAUUGAUAAUGUACAUUUGUGCUAACUUCAAUUAAACCUUUUUAUAGUCUCCCCAUUA